UGCACCUUAAAGGUUGGAAGCGAUCCGCCAACCCGAAGAAGAAGAGUCACGUUACGACGCACGCUGGCAUGAGAGAAACAAAUAAACAUCUUUAGCAACUUUUUAAACCGAUUCAAGCAUGGACGCUCAAAAAGACGUGCAACCCCCCAAGCAACAGCCUAUGAUCUACAUCUGUGGGGAAUGCCACACAGAAAAUGAAAUUAAGGCUCGUGAUCCAAUCAGAUGCAGAGAGUGUGGAUACAGAAUCAUGUACAAGAAGAGAACAAAGAGAUUGGUCGUGUUUGACGCUCGGUGAAGUCGACGACGACAUUGACUAGGCACAUUGUUAUGUUUGUUUUUGGGGUGUCACAGUGUAAAUAAAUUUGAUUACAAAUCACCAAA
This is a messenger RNA of Salvelinus fontinalis (brook trout), 381 nucleotides long. It is a transcript of the gene polr2k, whose product is annotated as RNA polymerase II, I and III subunit K. The transcript has 4 exons. Gene Ontology annotation, cellular component: RNA polymerase II, core complex; RNA polymerase I complex; RNA polymerase III complex. The record is from RefSeq and is a predicted model, not a curated record. NCBI's taxonomy places the organism in Eukaryota, Metazoa, Chordata, Actinopteri, Salmoniformes, Salmonidae. Gene Ontology annotation, molecular function: zinc ion binding; DNA binding; DNA-directed RNA polymerase activity. Gene Ontology annotation, biological process: DNA-templated transcription. Bases 119 to 295 code for a protein of 58 amino acids.